Cylindrotheca closterium is the source of this 1014-nucleotide messenger RNA. The record is from the annotation of a GenBank genome assembly. NCBI's taxonomy places the organism in Eukaryota, Bacillariophyta, Bacillariophyceae, Bacillariales, Bacillariaceae.
AUGGCAAAAUCAAGUGCUGCAAAAGACAGCAACGAGGCUUCCAAGAAAUCUCCGGAAGAAGCGGAUCAUACCAAACCAGACUACGGUCCUUGGAAAGAACGAAAGCGACCGCCUGGUUCUCAAGCGGGACGCUACAAGCGUUUUGAUAAGUCCAUUCCGAGUGGUGCCGAGCGCGUGUUGGUUCCAACCAAGAACGAUGUUGUCUUUGGUAGAGGUAAGGGCUCACACGAUCACCCUGGAAACAGACGAAUGCGAGAGAUCAUCCGUCGCCAUAAGAAAGACUACAGCGCCAUUCAUCGAUCCAAAAAGAGACAAAUUGCAGAGCUUGUAUAUUCCGAAAUCACGCAAAAUGGUGCGAGGUUUCUACACAGGAAAAGAGGUGAAGAAGCCUAUGCAGUGGUGGAUCUCAACCUCGCUUUGCAAAAAUUGAGCAACACGCUGCGGUGCCGCAAGAGUUGUUUGAUUGGUGACGAGGAUGAAAACGAAGAAACUGUAGCGGCGUCUUCAUCCGCAGCCUUUGCUUCGGCUCCUGGGGCCGUUACUAUUCAACCAAGACGGGACGCAGCCGGAUUCCCUGGUGCCGUUCCACCAGCAGUAUUGGCGCCACCCGUUGGUGGUCUCGUCUCCGCUGCUGCGUUGCAUCAGGAAGCACUUAGUGCCGGUGCUGCUUCCAUGACAGCGCAGGAUUCGUUGUUGCGCAGGAGGUACCUCGCAGGGCUUGCAAGACCAGAAUAUAUGCUGCCACCAACGAGUCUUGCGGCAGAACGUGAGCUGUGGAUGGGCACAUCAUCUCUUGCCGCUGAAAGAGAGCUGCUUUUUCGAAGGUCUGCGCUUGGUCAUCCAUAUGGUGCAGGUGGUGCUGGAUCACUUUUGGGAAGCUCCUUGCUUGCCUCUGAUCCAUUGCUCUCUGCUCCCCCAAUGUCAGCUCACGAAAGGUACAGUGAAAUGAUGGCUGCGGAGCAGGAAUACCUUUUGGCCCGAAGACGAUUGAGAAAUGCAACCCUUGGUUUGUAG